This is a messenger RNA of Macrobrachium nipponense, 3252 nucleotides long. Its product is annotated as short coiled-coil protein homolog. The record is from RefSeq and is a predicted model, not a curated record. Gene Ontology annotation, cellular component: trans-Golgi network. NCBI's taxonomy places the organism in Eukaryota, Metazoa, Arthropoda, Malacostraca, Decapoda, Palaemonidae.
ACAAAUAUUGACAGAUCAGUGGUGACCAUAUGACGUCAUACUUGGGUGUCUUGUCUAGACAGUACCAAGAAUUUGUUCACGGUCAUAUUGCGGUUAGUAGCUGAAGUAACCAAAUUUGUGGACCCUAUUUGUGUCGUUGGAGCCAUAAUCUUUAAGUGAUUCUGGAUGAUGAACGAACUGGAGCAUCAGAAAUUUCAGAUUUUGGUGCAGGACAAAGUUUAGAAUCCAUUCCUUCUGCCUACACUAAUGGGUCUAACAGUCCUCUUCACAGCACUGGUUUGGAACCAGACAUGUCACCAGACGAACAGGAAGAGAAAGCUCGUCUUAUCUCACAGGUUCUUGAACUACAGAAUACUCUUGAUGAUCUUUCACAACGAGUUGACAGUGUCAAGGAAGAAAAUCUUAAGCUACGAUCAGAGAACCAGGUUUUGGGACAGUAUAUCGAGAAUUUGAUGUCUGCAUCAUCAGUUUUUCAAUCUACCUCUCCUAAAACUAAGAAGAAGAAUGAAAUUAUGAAGAUAUUGCACCGUUACUCAUAAUCAGAAGUAUAUUUAGUCUGGAAAUGUGAGACACUAAUAUUGCCAGAAUGUUAUAGUUUAGCUGAGCUGUUGGCCACAUAACUUCUUUCUGCUCUAGUUUGGUCUGAGCGUUUGCUUUAGCUUCAAGUGUCAACAGUUUCACCACUCCAGAGCUGAACCACAAGCAAAUAUACGGUUUACAUCUUAAUUCUGCUUCUGCAUAUAGAUUGUUAGUAUAAUUGAGUGGAACCAGUUGUCUUUUAAUAUGAUUUCAUAUGCUGUGGUGUCAUAGAAAAGGCACUGGUUUUUCAAUUGUCACACAACAUGCUUAAUGAAAUGAUAACUAGCUUUAAAAUUGUAGUGCUGUAUGUUUCUUUAUUAGAAAAAGAUUUUUUAUUGCAUUACACAUAUCAGACCUUUUUGCUGAUUGUAUUGUUGGAUUUUAUGUAAAUGCAAUCAAAGGGAGUUUUCCUUUGUAUGAAGGAUUUCCUCCUGGUUUACUGAACCAAGUCAAUGAAUAUGCAGGAUUCCCUCUCAUUAAAUAAGAUUAAUUUCUUCCAUCAUAAUAAACUGAAAUAUGUACAUUAAGAGUUUGUGUGGUCUGGAAAUUUUGUCUAAUCACUACCAUUUUUUGGUAAUUAGUCAUUCACAUUUAUUUAAAAAAAAAUUAUACUGUAAUACUGGCAUACACAUUUUUAUGAAAGAAGGUAAAACUGGCAUUCUUUCAAUUUAUUUCUUGUAUGUAGUGACUUUAGCAUAUUUGCUCCUGUUACAAUUGUUGUUUGCAAGAUAUAUUUUGUGUGAUAUAACUGUAGUUGAUGUGAAUCAUAUUAAACUUAUGAUCUGUGUACAGCUUGAGUAGAGGAAAAAUUAGUGUGGGAAAAUGUUCUACUGAUAAUCCCUAACUUAACUUUCCAUAAUCUGUCUUGCUAACUACCAAAAUGAAGGCAAAACAUGACAAGUAAAACUGGAGGAAUGUAAGUAACAUUGAGAAAUAUGAGGGAGAGUGAACUAUAAUUGUCUUUUUAAUCAUUCAUCUUUGAGAUAUCUGUUAGCAGUGAGCUCAGAGUUUGCACUUUGAGUAAGCAGGUGAUCUGGUGAUUCCACAUUUCAGUAAUAUUUCAUAUUUUGAGGCUCUAUGUAUUGUAGGUUUCUCAUUUUGCUAAGACUGGUUUAAUAUGGAAACUUUUCCAAACAGUUAUGACAAAAGAUUAACUUUUCCAUCUGCUUGGAUUAAUGUUAGAUAAAGCUCAUAUUUGCAAUAUUUUCAGACUGUGUUGUUGUCGGACCCCCAAAAUUUAAUUGUUCUCUCUUUAUUUUACAAAGAUUGCUAGUGUAUUCUCAUAUUUAUAAAGAUAUAGUGUCAGUUAGUGGAAAAUAGAUGAAACCUGUGUACAGUAUUAAGUUUUGUUGAAAUAAGCAAAACGUGAGAUACAUUUCCUGUAGCAUUUUAUUUUCAGUUCAUACUUCUUUCCUUUGAACAAAAUCCCCCAAGCAAAUAACACACUAAAUCUUAUUAAGAAGUGGCCCUCGCCAUACUGUUUGUUUAGGUGUAAUGCAAAAUAUUUUUUAAAUGGACUACUGCCACGAGAACUCAAAGGCACCAGACUAGGAAGUGCAUUGUUACCAAAUUUUGCCUCAAUGGUCGCAUUUUAGAUAGUUUUUGUGAGGUUUUUAUUUUGUUUGUGAUAUUUUUGCAAGGAAUCUCGAUCAUGAUUUUGCAAUUGAUAGGGAUUUGGUAACAGUAAUGUUUGCACAAAUAUGUUUAUAGUUAAUGGAUGGACAAUUUAUCUGAAAUUCUAUUAAUUAAUUUCUAUCCGUAUCUUUUCCCAUGUGUAUAGUGCUUUAUUUAAGGUAAUGACUUCCUGUAUAGUUACUCUUGAUAUUUUAUAUAUUCAAUAUGACGUUUGUAUAGUUUAGCAAGUUAAGUUGAUACAAAGUUUCAUCAAAGAAACCUGUUAAUGGAAACAAAAUACAUCUUUAUAAAUGGUGUUUAGUCAUCAUUAUUUUAUUUCCUUAUAUACUUUAGUCAUCAUAACUUUAUUUCCUUUUAUUCUUAAGUCAUCAUUACUUACUGCAUUUCCUUUUCUACUUGGGCCUUUUUUACGUAUUCAUUCAAGUACAUUAUUUUUUUAAACAUUUUAAAUAGUCCUUUCUUCUCUCUGCUGCAGUCUUUACACUAGUAGCAACAAGUGUUAUUCCAUGUUGUGCAUCAUAUAUUGAGUAAAUCUAAAACUACUGUACCUGGGUGUCAUGAAAUACUGAUUACUUGAGCUUUCCAAAGUCAGAAUCAGAAGUGGAACAUCAGAUUUUUAAAUUAUCACCUUGACCAAAAUAAUUUAAACUUAUUCUUGGAAGUAACUUAAGACUAAUGUAUUGUCUUACUGUGUCCACGGGAGUUAACAUCAGUGAGGGUGUUUCAUAAAAUAUAUUAAUUAUAUUUUGAAGAGACUGUAUUUUAAGUGUAGCAUUUUUCAGAAUAAAAGAAACUGUGAAGCCCAUUACAGUAUACCAAAGCAUUAAUAUGUUGUGUAAAUUUGCAUGUACUAUUAAACGUUUGAUGAUGUUAUCAUAUGGCUGUAUCUGUUGAAUAAUAAUGCACAUAUAUUGAUGUUAUUUCAUCUAGUGCAAGGCCUACUUUGUUCUUUUUUGUACUGUAUUUAAUUAGGACUUCUCUAUUCAAGAAUUGAGAGUCUAUUGUAAAUUGAGAAUAAAUAAAAUGUGACAUACAACA